AUGGCGCAACAGGACGCGCCGAAGCUCCUUUGGAAUCCCGACAACGUCAAGGACGUUGCCGAGUCCGUCGGUAUCCCCAACCUCAACGACGACGCCUUGCGCUGCCUCACGCAAGAUGUCGAGUACCGGAUCGGCCAAGUCCUCGUCGAGGCCCUGCGCUUCAUGCGUGCCUCCCGCCGCACCACCCUGACGGUCAACGACAUCAGCACCGCGCUCAAGGCUCUCAAUAUUGAGCCUCUCUACGGAUACGACUCGACGCGUCCACUGCGAUACGGCGAGGCUAGCUUGGGUCCCGGGCAGCCGCUCUUCUAUCUUGAAGAUGAGGAGGUCGACUUCGAGAAGCUCAUCAAUGCCCCUCUGCCCAAAGUGCCGCGUGAUAUGAGCUUCACGGCACACUGGCUCGCCAUCGAAGGCGUCCAACCAUCCAUCCCGCAAAACCCCACCACGGCCGAAUCGCGAAGUCAAGAACUUGUGCCCAAGGGCCAGGGUGCUAACCCAGCCCUCGCCGCCCUGGCCGGCAACGAUAACCUCUCUUUCCGUCCCGCCGUUAAGCACGUUGUCUCCAAAGAGCUCAUUCUCUACUUCGAAAAGGUCCAAAACGCCAUCCUCGACGAUAACCCCGACGAGGAGGUGGUGCGCCUCCGCCAGGCCGCCCUGGAAUCCGUUCGUGACGACCCGGGCCUGCACCAGCUGAUCCCCUACUUUAUAAACUUUGUUGCGAACCAGGUUACCCACCGCCUCGAUGACGUCUUCACCCUCCGCCAGGCCAUGGAGCUCACGGCCGCCCUCAUCGCAAAUACAAAGCUCUACCUCGACCCCUACGCCAACUCCAUCGCCGCCCCCGUGCUCACGUGCAUCCUCAGUCGCAAGAUCGGCGCUGAGGACGGCGUCGACGCUAUGCGCGAACAGUACCAGCUCAGGGAGUUUUCCGCCUCGCUCCUCGGCCAAAUUGCGCGCAAGUACGCCGCCUCGAAUAACCUGCUACGCCCAAAGCUCGUGCGGACGUGCUUGAAGUUCUUCAUGGACCCCGACAAGCCGCCCUCGACGCACUUUGGCGCCAUCACGGGCGUUGCAUCCGCAGGUGGUCCCGAAGCGGUGCGCGUCUUGGUGCUCAAGUGUCUGAGGGCCUACAACGACAACAUUCUGCAGCCUCUCAAGGAGAAAGGCGAGGGCGUCGAGUUUGAGAUGCUCGUUGGUGGAAUCCUCAAGGCUAUUGCCAGCAUGAUUGAGGACGAUAGGACGACUGUCAACGGCAUCAACGGAAGCGCCCACAGCUAUGCCGCCGAGCUCAACGAGUUCAUCGGGCCCAUCCUUGGAGAGCGGCUGAAUGGUCUGGGUAACCGGAGAUUGAUCAAACACGUCUUGGAUGCUAGGAACAUUGAGUAA
Molecule: messenger RNA, 1386 nt
Organism: Colletotrichum orchidophilum
Lineage: Eukaryota; Fungi; Ascomycota; Sordariomycetes; Glomerellales; Glomerellaceae
Product: TATA box binding protein associated factor
Exons: 2
Coding region: 1-1386 (461 amino acids)
Biological process (GO): RNA polymerase II preinitiation complex assembly; transcription initiation at RNA polymerase II promoter
Cellular component (GO): SLIK (SAGA-like) complex; transcription factor TFIID complex; SAGA complex
Molecular function (GO): RNA polymerase II general transcription initiation factor activity; protein heterodimerization activity; transcription coactivator activity
Source: RefSeq, a predicted model, not a curated record